Oppiella nova is the source of this 840-nucleotide messenger RNA. The record is from the annotation of a GenBank genome assembly. Lineage: Eukaryota; Metazoa; Arthropoda; Arachnida; Sarcoptiformes; Oppiidae.
UGUUCUCAAACAACUGGUAGAAAGGGAUGGCAUUCCAAAAGAAGUGAAGGAUAACUAUAUGGAUAAUAUUAAAUGGAUAUCAGAGGCAAAAGAGCACAAACUAGUGGUGGGAAGUCAGGCGAGGAUUUUAUACUCCGAUCAAAUCGGAAGAGUAAGCAUUGGUCUGGCGUUCAACGAAGCCAUCAAAAACAAAACUAUCAAAAGUCCAAUCAUUUUAUCGCGAGAUCAUCACGACGUGAGCGGCGCUGACAGUCCUUUCCGAGAGACCUCUAAUAUAUACGACGGCUCAGCCUUUACAGCGGAUAUGGCGGUCUCGACAGUUAUCGGCAAUUCGGGCAGAGGUUGCACUUGGGUUGCCCUUCACAAUGGCGGCGGGGUCGGUUUCGGUGAAGUCAUUAAUUGUGGCUUUGGCUUAGUUCUGGACGGCUCUCAAGAAUCACACGAUAAAGUGGUUAAUAUAUUGGGUUGGGAUGUGAUGAAUGGCGUGAGUCGGCGCUCGUGGUCUGGCAAUCAAUUGGCUCGACACACCAUUCAAGACAUUAUGCAAAACAACAGCAAAGUUCGGGUCACACUUCCCAAUGAAGUGGACGACAAUGUUGUCAACCAUUUGUGAUGGCAUUCAAACACAACUCAAACUAUUCCGACAAAAGUUACAAAACUAACCCUUUUCUUGAGUGAUGUCUUCUUUGCCACUCUUAUAACCACUAACUUUACAACCACUCGACGAGACAUUGAUUUGAUUUCUGCUCAAAGCCUCCACAGUAUUGUCAAUCUUUAUCGACAACCACUCCAUUGUCUUCUGACUAUUAUAGCGGACAUACAUUUCUUCGUUAAUAUCUG